Molecule: messenger RNA, 3666 nt
Organism: Mucor mucedo
Lineage: Eukaryota; Fungi; Mucoromycota; Mucoromycetes; Mucorales; Mucoraceae
Exons: 2
Coding region: 100-3525 (1141 amino acids)
Molecular function (GO): protein binding
Source: RefSeq, a predicted model, not a curated record
CUUCUUUUCUCUUUCUUUUUUUUUUUUCUUUCUUUCCUUCUUUCUCAAUAUUUCACUUUACUCUCAUUUUUUAUUAAAAGAAACAGAAAAAAAAAGAUAAUGCUUAACAACCAAAUGACACCAGAAAAAUUAGUUAUCCAGACAUCUACAUCAACAACUAACAGAUAUGCUUAUAUGAAACCACAUAAUAAACCGAAUACGAAUAAGAACAAGCAUCGUUCUUCUAAACCCACAUUAUCCACCAGCAGCACAAGUAAUGAAGAUAAGAUUUUCCCAACACCGCCCAACUCACCUGAAGCUACUCCUCAACAAUAUACCACCACCACCACCACCACUAAUAAUAACAGUAAUAAGAAGAAAGUCAGCAGCACCUACGAGUAUAAUAACCGUAUUUUAGCAGCAAAGAGAAAUGGCAAUAUACGUGUUGUCAUGAACGAAUUUAUCUCCAUGAAGAAAAACUCGGUUCAAAUGACUCAUCAUACCUACAACUUGGUUUUGGAAUCCCAUGCUAUCCUGCGUCGUGAAGGAACUCCUUUGACUACCAUGAUGAAAAUUUAUAAUGAAAUGAUUCAAUACAACAUUCAGCCUAAUACCUACACCUUUAUCUUGAUGAUUCGCACGUUAUGUAAGCGUGAUGUCGAAGUGCAAAAGACCGUUGCCAUGUUGAAGAGACAGUCAGCACGUAUCGGUCAUGAAAAUGAAGACGUUGGUCUUCUUGAAGCCGAAGACAACCUGAUGAAAGCGCUUGCUGUAUUCCACCAUGCUGUAUCCGACGGUAUCUCUAUCAACACCUUUGAGGUCGAGAUCUUUAAUCAAUUACUUCGUGUUCUCUCCCACUAUGGUGGUACGAUCGAUGCCAAUUUUGUUUACAGCCAAUUAGAACAGCCUCAUGUUCAGGCUAAACCUAAUUCUGCUACCUAUGCUGCUUUAAUCAAUCUCUUUGGCCGUGCACAUGACAUUGAGAUGGCUCUUUAUUAUUACGGUGUUUAUACUCAAGUCAAGGCCGAUCUUGGUCCUCAUGAUACCUCUUAUAUCUUUAAUGCCUUGGUCGACUGUCAUUUGAAGUGUGGACUUUUGGACGGUGCGCUUCGUGUGGUUGAACAUGAAAUGGUUGAGAACGGCAUCAAGCUCACUUGCAUCCCUUACAACUCUAUCAUUCGUCACUACUGUGCAACUGAUGCGAUGGACAAAGCAGAAGCCUUAAUUGAUCGUCUGGUCAAGGGCCACGAAGAAGACAGCACUAAAUUCCCUCUUCCAGAUGCCAGCAGUUAUGGACCCAUCUUGUCUGCGUAUUGUCAAGACAAUAAAUGGGAAGAAGCCACACGUAUCUAUGAUGCUUUGAUCAAGACCGAUAUCAGCAAGGCCUACGGAAAUUUAGCCAAUUAUGCUCUUCUUUGUUUAGCUCAUAACGAUCGCGACAAGUCCUUAUGUGUGAUUGAAGAUAUGACCAAAGCCAACUUGGAGCCUGAUCCGGUCCUUGCUGAACGCAUUAUUACGAGUUUUUCUCAGGCGGGCGAAGUAGCACAGGCGAUUGGUGCCUUACACACGAUCCAAAAGGCCAUGUCGUCUCGGUCUCUUGCUAAGGGAGCGCAUCAUCUGAUGGAUGCGGCGUUGGAAAUUAUUCUGGAUUGUACGGCUGUACGACAAAUACUUCAGACGAUGCAUACUGUCAUGUCGAUGGUCAAAGUGAAUCCACCAUUUGAAAUGUCCAAGGCGUUGAUUGAUACUUAUUUUAAUCAAACGGGGGAGUCGCAACAUUUGUUGACCACGGCGGAUUUCGAACUGUUGUUUAAUGCUGCCUUUGUUGUCUAUAGCCGACCUGAAGAAUCUCCUUCAUCAUUGGGAGAUAUUGUGAUGCAAGUGCUUCAAGAUAUGCGUGCGGUUGAUAUUGAAGCGCCGGAUGGACUCUAUCAUAAUGUAUUGACUCAAUUACAGCGUCUGGGUGAUAUUGAAUCUGAAUCUCGAUGGAAGUCCGCCUUUGAUUGUAUUCCCAGCACGACCACGAGUGUUUCAUCGUCAGAUGAGACGAAAGAAGAAGAAAGGGCUAAUGAUGAUGAUGAUGAAGAAGAUGAUAUUAUUAUUCAAAUUGCAGAACAAGAUGAAGAACAAACGAUGAUUGCUCCUCCUACCCCUGUUCUGACCAAAUCCGAAUUGAUUUCCAACGAAGUUUUGAAGGCGAUUAUGAAUGGCAAUAGCCGUGAAGCGAUUCGUAUCUUUGAAGACCGUAUUAUCUGUAAAGGACUUUUGCCUUCACCUGAAGUGAUGCGGGAUGUGAUUGCUUUGGCUGGUAAACAAGGUGAUAUUCAAACCGCUUUAACCUUGUACAACAAUUCGAUCUAUGCUUUCAAGGAUAUCCCGGACAUUCAAUCCAAAGAUGCAGCCAUCUAUAUGGCGACCAAUAGUAUUCUUAUUGGAUACGCACAAAAUGGUGAAAUGGAAAAGGCCAAGGUGUAUUACGAUCGUAUCAAGGCCAUGGGUCAUUACCCCGAUAGCAAUGGAUAUGCCAGUCUCUUGCUGGGUAGCGCCAAAUGUGCCACGGAUGAAGCCACGGACGCGCUUGUUAUUUACGAAGAAGCCAAACGGCAUCAUGUGAAACCCACCACUUUCUUUUACAAUGUUGUUAUCUCGAAAUUGGCGAAAGCGCGAAAACUGGACUCUGCUCUCUGUCUCUUUGAUGAAAUGCGAUUGUUCAAGAUUCCCGCUAACUCGAUCACGUACGGUGCUAUUAUCUCGGCUAGUGUACGAUCUGGUUCUGAGGGACAAUCAAGACGUUUGUUUGGAGAGAUGUUAUCAUCGCCUAGCUACCAACCUCGCGUAGGGCCUUUUAACAACAUGAUGCAAUUCUAUGUGCGUCAGCAUCCGGAUCGAGAGCGUGUACUUGAGUACUUUCAAGAGUUGCGACGAAGACAUAUCAAGCCUUCUCCUCACAGUUACAAGUUAUUGAUGGAAGCGUAUACACAUAUUGCACCUUAUGAUAUGCCAAUGGCACAUAAGCUACUGAGCGAUAUGGACCGCUGUGAUCGACUUCGACCUCAAGCGACGCAUUAUGCCACGCUUAUUUAUUCUUAUGGUAUUCUUCAACGCGAUGUACAAAGUGCGGAGCGUGUAUUUUUCGAAAUGAAGCGAUGCAAGAUCCAUCCUGAUGAAGCUGUUUAUCAAGCAAUGAUUGAUACGUUUAUUAGUAACGAUGCGCUCGAGAAGGCUGAAGUGGUUUACUAUCAAGAGUUGCAAAAGGACCAUCAAUUGCAAAAGAGUGGGUCGCCCUAUAUUGAGAAUCUGUUUAUUCGUGGGUAUGGUGAAAAGAACCAGUUGGACAAGGCGGAGAAGAUCUUUGAGGCCAUGUCGGAUGAUAAGUAUCAUCAAAAACAUAAGGUUAUUCGAGAACCGAGUACGUUUGAAGCCAUGAUUCGAGCCUAUCUUUUAGACGAUAAAAUCGAUAAGGCCAAAAUGAUUUUGGAUAAGAUGGUGAAGCGUGAUUUCCCCCCAAAAGUAAUUGGCGUUGUUGCUGAUUUAGUAUUAGAGUAAACCCCCCCCCCUUCCCCAGAAAAACAAAACUUAUUUCUCUUCCCCCCCCCAUCUUUUGACCCUAUGUAUAUAUAUAUAAAUUUAUAAGCCCCCUAUCUUUUUUAAAAGAAAUAAAAUAUCCCCUCCUUUCAUGAUUAUAAC